AUGCAGAACCAAAGGAGCUUCAAGUCCAUUCAUGCUACCCUGUUCAUGCUGCUAUCCUGCCUCGCCUACUCAUCAGAAGUUUGCAUCGGCUCGUACAGGAAUGAAGGCCUGCAUGCCAGGACUGGUGAUUGGGGAAGAGCGCAGAAGACCGUGGUGGCUGAGGUUGGACGAGUAGACUUAAUGAGGAUAAGAGGAGGGGAGGCUGUCACGGGCAGAAAGCUUCCUCCCCCCUCCACAGAUGCGGAGGGUGAAGUGGUGCUUGACGAAGAGGCGAAGAAGUUUUAUGAGACAACGAUGAUGGCGCCAACGAAGAGAUUGGUCCAGCUGAUCACGACCAUGAAGAAAGAGUUCGUGGACCUCAAGACCCUCAUGGAUGUGCACAGGAUGAUGAUACACAAUCAAGAGAAGUGA
Molecule: messenger RNA, 411 nt
Organism: Guillardia theta CCMP2712
Lineage: Eukaryota; Cryptophyceae; Pyrenomonadales; Geminigeraceae
Exons: 2
Coding region: 1-411 (136 amino acids)
Source: RefSeq, a predicted model, not a curated record